AUGUGUCUCUCCAUCGCCUCUCUACCUCCCUCACGUCUCCUCUCUCCCCCACCUGACCUCUCUCCCUCCCUCACCUUGCUCUCCUCCUCCUUCAACUCUCCCUUCUCCUCUCUCCCCCCCACACUUAUCAUGUGUCUCUCCAUCACCUCUCUACCUCCCUCACGUCUCCUCUCUCCUCCUCCUUCAAAUCUCACUUCUCCUCUCUCUCCCCCACACUUAUGUGUCUCUCCAUCGCCUCUCUACCUCCCUCACGUCUCCUCUCUCCCCCACCUGAGCUCUCUCCCUCCCUCACCUCGCUCUCCCCCUCCUUCAACUCUCCCUUCUCCUCUCACCCCCCCACACUUAUCAUGUGUCUCUCCCUCACCUCUCUACCUCCCUCACCUCUACCUCCCUACUUCUUCCCCCCCCUCACCUCCCGCUCACCUCUUUCUCCACCUCCCUCAACUCGCCCCCUCCCUCACCUCUCCCCCUCUCCUCUCUCCGCUCACCUGA
Knipowitschia caucasica is the source of this 492-nucleotide messenger RNA. NCBI's taxonomy places the organism in Eukaryota, Metazoa, Chordata, Actinopteri, Gobiiformes, Gobiidae. The record is from the annotation of a GenBank genome assembly.